GCGGGAGCCGGUCUCUGCCGCCGCGGCUGCCGCCUGCCUACGGAGCUCCGAGGCUCCCGGCCCUGGCCCGGCCGGGCCCAGCCGUCAUGACGAACGUCUAUUCCCUGGAUGGGAUCCUGGUAUUUGGUUUGCUAUUUGUUUGCACCUGUGCCUACUUCAAGAAGGUGCCUCGCCUCAGGACCUGGCUGCUCUCCGAGAAGAAGGGAGUCUGGGGUGUGUUCUAUAAAGCUGCUGUGAUUGGAACCAGGCUGCACGCUGCCGUGGCAAUUGCUUGCAUUGUGAUGGCAUUUUACAUUCUGUUUAUAAAAUGAACUCUAAGACAUCCGAACUGCCAACUGUCAAUCAAGGGGCUUGGGGCAAGAGGCCUCUCAGGGACUUAUGCCCCCUGUAGAAGAGCUG
Messenger RNA from Vombatus ursinus (common wombat), 399 nucleotides. RefSeq names its product transmembrane protein 167B (gene TMEM167B). The record is from RefSeq and is a predicted model, not a curated record. The transcript has 3 exons. Lineage: Eukaryota; Metazoa; Chordata; Mammalia; Diprotodontia; Vombatidae. The coding region runs from base 87 to 311 and encodes 74 amino acids.